Cryptococcus wingfieldii CBS 7118 is the source of this 969-nucleotide messenger RNA. RefSeq lists its product as hypothetical. The record is from RefSeq and is a predicted model, not a curated record. Bases 1 to 969 code for a protein of 322 amino acids. The transcript is spliced from 4 exons. NCBI's taxonomy places the organism in Eukaryota, Fungi, Basidiomycota, Tremellomycetes, Tremellales, Cryptococcaceae.
AUGGCCCCCGAACUCCGCGUCCUCGUCUCCGCCCCAGACUCCCCCGGCUACCCCCCCACCACCCCCAUCCCCGUCAACUCCCCCGACCCCUCCCCGCUCUCCACCCCAGGCUUCGAGGGCCAUAUCUGGGUAUUCGUCAAAGACUACUCUGGCCCGCACCUCUCUGGCGACGGCGCCGAAUACUUUGCAGAAGCAGGGCGGGAAGGGAUGACUUAUGGGAUUGUGGUGAAAGGUAGGUUUAGGGAGGAGGUGGGAGGGGAUGAAGUGGUUCUUGGGAAUGUGUUUGAGAAGCCUAUUAGGGAUAGUUUGCCGUGGGGGACUAGUGUGGCUACCAAGUUCAUGUACUUUAUUGAUCCGACGCUGGAGCUGGAUAUCUACGCCGACAAGCCCUGGGCCCUCUCGCCCGCUCUGGCGACUAUGAACUACCUCUCCCUCCAGGAAAGCAGCGACAUUCCCAAAGACCUGCGUAUCAAAGAAGAUGCUCCAGAGUAUCUCAAAGCCAAAACCGGAGGUCAGUCCUUCUCCUUUCCCCCCUCCCCCUCCCCGACGGUCAAAGGUUCCGAAAAAGCCAAGAUCACCGCCCGAAGAAAGUGGCUCGGGUCCAAAACCAAUAGGGAGAAUGUAAAGUUGAACAAGGACGUUGUGGUGGGCAUGGAGUUUGCCAACGGCCUUCUCGACUUCAACACCCUCUCCGCUACCCUCCCACCCCCUUUCAAAGCAUCCUUCCCCCUCCUCAAAUACUGGGACGGCCAGCCCGUGACAUACUCUUGUCAGCGCCGAGCGAAAGACGGAGAGAGCCCGGUGGGGCAGGAGGUGUUUUGGAGUGUGGCGUUUGAGAUUGUUGAUGAGAAUGCGAAGCAAGAGUUGGAGAAGAAACAUGGUGGGAAGGGGGGAGAAAAAGAGAAGAAGGAUGAGAAAGAGAGUGUUGAUAAGAGUGCGGGUGAUAGCCAGGCCGAUGAUGUUGAUUAG